Molecule: messenger RNA, 363 nt
Organism: Tricharina praecox
Lineage: Eukaryota; Fungi; Ascomycota; Pezizomycetes; Pezizales; Pyronemataceae
Exons: 4
Molecular function (GO): RNA binding
Source: RefSeq, a predicted model, not a curated record
GGCCUUGCCUGGCACACCGAUGACGUGACUCUUCGCGCCAAGUUCGAGGAGUUCGGCGCCGUCGAGGAGGCCGUCGUUGUCAAGGACCGUGACACUGGAAGGUCGCGCGGAUUCGGAUUCGUUAGGUUCGCUAGCGAGGAGGACGCGGACAAGGCUGUCAAUGACAUGAACGACACUGAGUUCGAUGGACGUAGGAUUCGUGUUGACAAGGCUACCGAUCGCCGUGCUGGCGGAGGUGGCGGUGGUGGCGGUUACGGAGGUGGCGGUGGAGGCUACGGAGGUGGCGGAGGUGGUUACGGAGGUGGCGGAGGUGGCUACGGCGGCCAGCAGGGCGGCGGUGGUAUGUAUUUCCGUCCAUCGUGA